This is a messenger RNA of Amaranthus tricolor (Joseph's coat), 1246 nucleotides long. RefSeq names its product probable aquaporin PIP1-4. Gene Ontology annotation, biological process: transmembrane transport; response to water deprivation. Gene Ontology annotation, molecular function: water channel activity. The transcript has 4 exons. Gene Ontology annotation, cellular component: vacuole; plasmodesma; plasma membrane. Bases 114 to 971 code for a protein of 285 amino acids. The record is from RefSeq and is a predicted model, not a curated record. Lineage: Eukaryota; Viridiplantae; Streptophyta; Magnoliopsida; Caryophyllales; Amaranthaceae.
CCAAUCCUUAUCCUUCACCUUCAUUCACUCACUCGCUCAUUCAUUCCUUCAUUCAUUCUCUCCCAAAUCAAGCCAAAAAAACCCUAGAAAAAACCUGAAAAAGCAGCUUCAAAAUGGAGGGAAGGGAAGAAGAUGUUAGACUUGGAGCUAACAAAUACUCAGAGAAACAAGGGUUAGGAACAGUAGCACAAGACAGAGAUUACAAGGAACCACCACCAGCACCAUUGUUUGAACCUGGUGAAUUAACAUCAUGGUCAUUUUACAGAGCAGGAAUUGCAGAAUUUAUUGCAACCUUCUUGUUUCUUUACAUCAGUAUUUUGACUGUUAUGGGUUAUUCUCGUGCUUCCAAUAAGUGUCAAACUGUUGGUGUUCAGGGUAUUGCUUGGGCUUUUGGUGGAAUGAUCUUUGCCCUUGUUUACUGUACCGCUGGAAUUUCUGGUGGACACAUUAACCCAGCAGUGACAUUAGGAUUGUUCUUGGCAAGGAAAUUGUCCUUGACAAGGGCACUUUUCUACAUGAUUAUGCAAUGUUUGGGUGCUAUUUGUGGUGCUGGUGUAGUCAAGGGCUUCCAACCCACACCUUUCCAGGCUGGUGGCGGCGGGGCCAACUACAUUCACGCCGGUUACACCAAGGGUGAUGGUCUUGGAGCCGAGAUUGUUGGCACUUUCGUCCUUGUUUACACCGUCUUCUCUGCCACUGACGCCAAGCGAAGCGCUAGGGACUCUCACGUUCCUAUCUUGGCUCCAUUGCCAAUUGGGUUCGCCGUUUUCUUGGUUCACUUGGCCACCAUCCCUGUUACCGGCACUGGUAUCAACCCUGCUAGGUCACUUGGAACUGCCAUUAUCUACAACAGGCGCCUUCACUCUUGGGAUGACCACUGGGUAUUCUGGGUGGGACCCUUCAUUGGAGCAGCACUAGCAGCACUAUACCACCAAGUGAUCAUUAGGGCAAUUCCCUUCAAGUCCAAGUGAAGAAAUUAAUGAUGGCCAUGGGUGAUACAAUAAUAAUAUUUGAUUGGAUUAUCCACCCGUUUUCAGUAUUUGUUUUUCAACUUUUAUAUGUGUCUCUAUUUUCAACCCUAUUUUUUUUUUUUUAAUCUUUGUUUGUAUCUUUUUGUAUUAUGUAAGUUAUUAAAUUAAGUAAGUACUUUUGCUUGUGAUGGGCUUGCAAUUGGAGUGGGGUUGUAAAAUGUAAAUUCUUACUGGCUUUCAUGUAAUGUAAUGUUCCCAUUCCGGCUUAUUAUCUA